Lates calcarifer (barramundi perch) is the source of this 8660-nucleotide messenger RNA. RefSeq names its product protocadherin 11 (gene pcdh11). Gene Ontology annotation, molecular function: calcium ion binding. NCBI's taxonomy places the organism in Eukaryota, Metazoa, Chordata, Actinopteri, Centropomidae. The coding region runs from base 812 to 4618 and encodes 1268 amino acids. The record is from RefSeq and is a predicted model, not a curated record. The transcript has 7 exons. Gene Ontology annotation, biological process: homophilic cell-cell adhesion. Gene Ontology annotation, cellular component: plasma membrane.
GUUCAUACAAUACUACUGAGACAUCUACAGCUUAGCAGACAGAUACGGUGAACCGCCUAUCCCGGCUCCUGUAAGUGAUGCUGCACUGAGGCACACUUUGAUCCAACUCCACUGGGGGGGCGAUGCGCUCUCUGCAUCCCUCCAUUAAGAGUUUUUUUAUUUUAUUUUUUAUUUUUGGAGGGGAGCGUGCACAACCUUGAAUCAGUCUAAACAAGUGUUUUUUUUAAAAAUAAAUUAGCGUUACGCUCUCAGUUUUUUCAUCAGAAGUCUAUUUUCUUGCGCUCUUGGAUUGAAGUUUUACGCGCGGGUCGAGAAGCGUUUAACGCACACGUGUAAGUUCUGGUGCCAGCGAUUUUCAGCUGGCAAAAUAAAGUAGGAAUUUCCAGGCAAAACGUAGGCUAGAGAUGCAAAGUUUGUGAGAAAGAAAAACAAGCUUGGAUCAAUGCGUAUCUCCGCCCGUGGGAUUGCGAGCUCCAAGACAUCCGAAGAGGAAUUACAGCGUCUCCUUUUCAAAGUUGAUCGCUGUGUGUGAUUUUUUCUCUCUCUCUUGCACAUGAGGACCACAAUUUUUUAGCGCAUGGAUAAGUUUUUGUAGUGGAUAACAUUUUUUUUCUCUGCUUGCAUUGCGUUUUGCUGCUUCUGAUGAGGAUCCUUUCUCCCCCCCUUUCCCCCUACUUCAGUUUAAUCCAUGGCACUUCUUUUUUGUAAAUCAGUGAUGUCUCUACGCGACGGUACUCGAGGUUGAUUUUUCACCCUGUUCGAGCUGAAAGAAUUGCUGCUGUAAAAGUGAAGCUCCCAUCCACCCUUGAGUAUGGACUUAGCAAGUCAGGCUCACGUGCUGGUGGUCUUGCUCACCUGUGUGGCCUCGCUAUGCUGGGCCCAGGAGAGGGACUACACGGUGAAGGAGGAGCAGCCGGAGAACGUCCGCAUCGGUAACCUGCGGAAGGACCUGGAUCUGAACCUGGACCCAAACAUCAGGCUAUCCUCGCCGCUGCAGUUCAAGCCUGUGUACAAGACAGGCGAUGUGCCUUUGGUGAGAGUGGAGGCCAACACGGGGGAGAUCUUUACCACCAAUCACAGGAUCGACCGGGAGAAGCUGUGCUCGGGGGUCUUCGCAGAGAAACGCUGCUACUAUGAGAUUGAGGUGGCCGUGCUGCCUGACGAGAUCUUCCGUUUGGUCAAGAUCCGCUUCCUGAUCGAGGAUGUGAAUGACAACGCACCCCUUUUCCAGUCCACUGUAAUAAACAUCUCCAUCCCAGAGAACACAGCAAUCAACACCCGAUACCCGGUGCCCUCAGCAUUUGACCCUGAUGUAGGGAUCAAUGGGAUCCAACAUUAUGAACUGGUCAAGAGUGUGAGCGAGUUUGGCCUAGACAUCAUUGAGACUCCUGAAGGUGACAAGUGGCCACAGCUUAUUGUUCAGCAGAACCUGGAUCGUGAGCAGAAGGACACCUUCGUCAUGAAGAUAAAGGUGGAAGAUGGUGGCAACCCUCCCAAGUCCAGCACUGCCAUUCUCCAAGUCACCAUCUCUGAUGUCAAUGACAAUCGCCCCAUCUUCAAGGACAGCGAGCUGGAGGUCACAGUGCCAGAGAAUGCCCCCAUGGGGACAUCAGUUGCUCAGCUUCAUGCCACGGACGCAGACCUGGGUUCCAAUGCCCAGAUCCACUUUGCCUUCAGCAACCAGAUCUCUGCCUCGACCAAACGUCACUUUGCCAUCGACAGCUCUACGGGACUGAUCACUGUGAAGCAGCCACUGGACAGGGAGGUAACUCCCGUUCAUAAACUCAUCGUCCUGGCCAGUGAUGGCAGCUCCACCCCCUCCAGAGCCACAGUGAUUGUUAAUGUUACAGACGUUAAUGACAAUGUUCCCUCCAUAGACACUCGCUACAUUAUCAACCUGGUUAAUGGGACUGUUCUGCUGUCUGAGAAUGCACCUCUCAACACCAAAAUAGCCCUAAUUACUGUUACUGACAAGGAUGCAGAUCUUUAUGGCAAAGUCGCUUGCUACACUGACCAUGAUGUUCCCUUCCGGUUGAAGCCUGUCUUUAAUGAUCAGUUCUUACUAGAGACAGCUGCCCCCUUAGAUUAUGAGACGACCCGAGAAUAUGCAAUUAAGAUAGUGGCCUCGGAUAGAGGGACGCCUCCUUUGAACACUUCAGCUAUGGUUUUAAUUAAAAUCAAGGAUGAGAAUGACAAUGCACCCAUCUUCCCCCAGCCGGAAAUCCAACUAUCCAUACCGGAGAACAAUGACCCCUCUACACAGUUAAUAAAAAUCAGUGCCACUGACGCAGACAGCGGACAUAAUGCUGAGAUUAUUUAUACUCUUGGCCCUGACGCACCUGAUGGGUUUAACAUAGACAGACGGUCAGGAAUCCUCUCUGUUGGCAAACGACUGGACAGAGAGAAGCAGGAGAGGUACUCAUUCACUGUCAUAGCGAGGGACAAUGGCUCCACAUCCCUACAGAGCAAUGUCACUGUCAGGCUAAUCGUCCAGGACCUUAAUGACAACAGCCCAGCUUUCACGCACCCCGAGUACAACUUCUAUGUGCCUGAGAACCUGCCUCUCUAUGGAACUGUGGGCUUAAUCACAGUGACGGACGCAGAUGCGGGAGAUAAUGCUGUUAUAACCCUGUCCAUUUUGAACGGGAAAGAUAAUUUCAUCAUCGACCCCCAAACCGGUGUGAUCAAACCCAAUAUCACCUUCGACAGGGAGCAGCAAAGCUCCUACACAUUUAUGGUCAAGGCAGUUGAUGGAGGGCAACCUCCAAGCUCCUCCUAUGCCAAGGUCACUAUCAAUGUAGUCGACGUAAAUGACAAUCGCCCUGUGUUCGUCAUUCCAUCCUCCAAUUACUCAUAUGACCUAGUGCGAACCACCACCACCCCUGGCGCUGUGGUCACCAGAGUUUUUGCCAUUGACAAUGACACGGGUAUGAAUGCUGAGCUGCAGUACAGUAUUAUCAGCAGCAUCAUCAUCACAUCUAGGGUCUCCCCUCGAGGUCUCUUCGCCAUCGACAAAACAACGGGUAACAUAACACUACAGGAGAAAAUAGUGGCAGCUGAUCAGGGGCUGCAUAGGCUCGUAGUCAAGGUCAAAGAUCUAGGCCAGCCUGAGUCAUUACAUGCUAUAGCACUUAUUCACUUGUUUGUCAAUGACACUGUGUCAAAUGCUACAUUUAUCCAAGAGCAGCUGCGAAAAAGUAUGGAGACACCCUUGGAUCGUAACAUAGGGGACAGUGAGGUAACACCUCAAGCCAACGGAUAUGUGAUUGUUGUCAUAGCUAUCAUAGCAGGGACCAUGACUGUCAUCUUGGUGAUAUUUGUGACUGCCUUGGUGCGCUGUCGGCAGACACCCAGACACAAAGUGGUACAGAAGGGCAAGCAGAGUGGCGAGUGGGUGUCACCCAACCAAGAGAACCGUCAGAUCAAGAAGAAGAAGAAGAGAAAGAAGCGAUCUCCCAAGAGCCUCCUCCUGAACUUUGUGACCAUAGAUGAAUCCAAGCCUGACGACCCCACCCAUGAGCAUGUUAAUGGCACACUGGAUCUCCCCGUGGAGCUAGAGGAGCAAACCAUGGGGAAGUACAACUGGGCCACCACGCCUACCACCUUCAAACCCGACAGCCCAGAUUUAGCCAAGCAUUACAAGUCCGCGUCCCCUCAGCCUACAUUUCAAAUCAAACCGGAGACUCCAGUGGCCCCAAAGAAACACCAUGUGAUCCAGGAGCUCCCCUUGGACAACACGUUCGUGGUGGGCUGUGACUCACUCUCCAAGUGCUCAUCAACUAGCUCCGACCCAUACAGUGUCUCAGAGUGCAGCUGUCAGGGGGGAUUCAAGACUUCAGGGCAAAUCACCACCCGACAGAAUCCGAGCCAGACGCCGGAGAAGUCUUUUAACUCGCCGCCCCCCAUUUGUCCUCAUAAGGAAGCCUGUCAACUUGGCAAGAUAACCUCUGUGAAUACUCAGCGCCGUGUGACGUUCCAUCUCCCGGACGGUUCCCAGGAGAGUUGCAGCGAUAGCGGGCUGGGAGACCCAGAGCCCAGCAGCACGGCCAGCACCACCCAGCCUCUCCCCCUCAACUUCCCCCAGGAGGAGUACUACGAGCAAACAUCACCUAACAGCCGCACCGAGGGAGAUGGAAACUCAGACCCCGAAUCCACCAUUGAGGUGAACCUGCAGAAAGCCUUGGCUGAGGCCUCUGAGACCUGUACCCAGGAGUGUCUGAUACUGGGCCACUCCGACAGCUGCUGGAUGCCCCCGGCCCUGGCCCAGUUCCAGGGUCCUGGCAGCAACAGCCCCACCUCCAACCCUACCACCACCGCCAUCACCGGUACCCUCCCCUCCUUUGGCUUCCAGCAGAGCUGCGCCCGGGGAGCCAAAGCUAACAUGGUCGGCAUGGGGGUCAUGGAUGGCCGCCAUACCCUGGGCAGGUCUGUGCCCAAAAAGGAUGAACUGGACAAAGGGAUCAACCGGCCGCAGUUCUACAACACCCUGGAUAGACACUGCAGUAGUAAGAAGGAGGACCCCGUCAAGGUCAUUCCCCUGGCGAGCUUUUCCUCCCCUGGGCAGCAGACGCCCUCCAGUGGGGGCAGCAGCUCUUUCUUACAUGAGCACCAGUUGUAAGAGCAAAAGACAGAUCUUCAUCGGCCUGACAUACAUGUGACUCCAACCAUCGACGGCUUUUUGUCAGUAACUUAUGAUCAGUGUGUAUGCGUACGUGUGGAGGUAUGCAUAAUUUGAAUAACUCUGACCAGCUCCAGCUCAGUUUUACUAAUGAAGACAUCUGAGAAUGGAUUCAAUCAUGAUGAUGUCGCUCAGACAAAAUCAUGGGGGAUCAGUCUGACAGCUUAAGCAUUUGAAAGGAAACGUAAGUCUUAACAUAGCAGACCCAUGUACAAUAAAUAAAAGGUAGUUCUAUACCAAAGUAGUUCCAUCACAGAAAAAAAAAAGAUAAUUUUUGCUUUCAGUUUGGUGAUAUUUGUUUAGUGAUAAGAAAGACCAAUGUACGCUUUAAGCUCCCUGGGCCCAGCUUAGUGGAACUGUGUCCUAAAAGACCAUUUCCUCGCACAGAAACAAAUGCAAAUACAGUACUUCUUGUUGAGUGAGCUAAAUUGGGCUAAAUGUUAAUUAUGAGCUCUGCGUGGAUGGUAUUUCUGUUCAAGUUGUAGUGAAGUAUUGCUCUGUGUAACACGCAGCACAAACUCCUUUGGUGGUGGAAGAUGUUUCUUUUGUCUUGCCUGAACGUGUUUCAGAAGUCUAUUUUGGUCAGGGGACUGCAGAAGGAUAAAAAAAAUUUAAAAAAAGUCUACAAAGCAUAACUAGGCCAAUAGUAGACAGCACCGGUAAUCUUUUGCAUUCUACAUUUUCACCAUGGACCAGUAGACAAAGUAUAACAGAAGAGAAAAAACAACACAAACUCCUGCACACACACACACACAUGCCCAGGAUGUUUUCCAUACGGUGGUUGCUCCAUCUCUGCCAACUCUAUUAAGGAAAUGUUCACUCCUAGCAUUAUCUCAGUAGCUUAGCCUUGAAAAGCGCAGACAGAUGCGCUUUGGAAACGUACCCUUUGUUUUCUUCCCUUUGUUUCUAUUUCUCACAUUUUGCUGCUCAGAAACUCACACAUAAUAAUAGCUAUGGAGCCAAUUAUGAAAUUCUCAGUCUAAUUACUUUGAUGUGUGAUCUCAGUAGUGACCCCUCAUUGUGGUUGGGAGGUUUGGAACGAUUCUCUCGGCCAGCCAGAAACGUGCUCUGCGUGUGUGGAGGCAAUGAAAAGGUGACAAGUGGUCAGAAAUAGCAGCUUUAUACGUUCCCUCUCCUCCCAUCAUAUCAUUUAUAACACCUAUGUUCUUGCUAUUAAUUACUAUUUUGUGUUUUCAUACCACUCAGUUUGGCUGCACAGUUUCAAUUAUCAGUUUUCACCAUGUGUUGACACUGGAAUAAUAGACCAGGGUGCAUGAAUUUCUUCAGGGUCCUGAGUCUAACUGAAUUAUUGAUGUUAAUGUUAUUUUUGCAGUUAUCAUAAGAAUAGGCAUUGGCACUAUUUGAAAGGACCUCCCUGCAGGCUGCCCCCUCACCAUGGUUUCAUCAUACACACACUGCACCACUGCCUGUGUGUGUAAAUUGUACUGAUGAUGAUAACUACUUCAGACUAACUCUGCUGUAACAGAUUGGGUGCAGUAUAAUCUAUUGCUACAGCAAUAAGUGACUUUGCUGAUAUCCAUUUUUCUCUCCAGUAACAUCCAAGCCAGGUGUCUACAUCAUCAGGUAUAUGAUUCAUGCGAUUCAUUUUCUUGUACCAUCUUGCAAAUUGGGAACAGGCCUAAAUCUAUAAUGCAACGUGGCAUUCUCGAGGGAAGGUGCUAGGCAAAUUGUGUUUGCAUGCUCUCAGCUACCACACCUAUUCUCUCGGAUACUUGGGGUCAGGACUCUUAUCAUUAUAAAGAGGAUUUAUCUGGGACUCAGUGAAAUGAUCACUUAAAGGAGCAGUGUGUCAAGGACACAGGAAGGGGCAAUUCAAUUUCACCCCAGUCAAUUACCAAAAUGAAUUUAAUUCAAAACAAGCAACUUAAAUAAAUCCUCCUAUAAACAUCAGUUGAUGAAAGUGUCCCUGUUUGGGAAUCCAAUUUCAGCUCAUUUACUAACACUCAGAUUUUUUUUCCUCUAUCACUUUUCAUCUCAUUUCAUAGUUAUAGGACAGACGUGUAUCGCCAAAUGGUAUAAACAAUGCAUAUUUGAUCAAAAGGAGCGCAUAUCAAAGGGAACAUACAUCAUGAUGUCACAAUAAAAUUGGGAUUUUUUUCCUCUCUGACAAAUCCAACGCUUGUGAUAUGUGAUCCAAAAGUUGCCUCUAAAGCCUCAUAAGUCUUUUCAGUCUCUGUUUACGAUCAUGUGAAUAAGUAGGGCAAAUAAAUUCCUGGUUGGGUCUUUUCAACAAAAAUAAGGCUGAAAAAAUAACAGUGAUUUUUUAAAGAAACUUUCCCAUCCAUUAACAAUGAGAAGUACAGACAUGAUCUGCUGUUGGAGUGUUUAUAAAUGACACAGGAAAUUGUGCCCUUCCUCAUAUCAAGGAAUGGAAGAGAAUAUCCAUGAACUAAGUAAGGGAUAAUACACUGUCACACUGUAAUAAAAAUGUGAUUGUUUGAAAUAAUUUAGCCAAUCACAUGUGUACAGUAAGCACAAUAUUACCUAUCUGUAUCUCUCACUGUGUUUUAACUUACUCUGCCUACAUAACCCAUAUGAACUGUAACAUUGCAGCAGCUGCAUUAAUCAAAAGAGAAGUUCUAGAGGGAAUAGUAUAAUAACUGCAUGAAUGUACAUCUGUAUGAUGUUGCUUUUGAUACUAACAUGAGUUAUUUUGUUUACUGCAGUAACAUUUUUCUUUUACCAUAUGUCCUUUUAGAGGUAAGAGUUUGGUGUUUCAAUUAUUAAUUUUUAAAAAACAAAGAGCAUACCACAUGAAUGUUCAUCAGUUUUUUUUGGGUGGGGGGGCUCAGAUGAGUACCAUGUUGAAGGUUUUCAUCUUUUCACAAAAACACAAAUUGAAAAAGACAAAAUGUUAAGAGUGAUUACAGGUUUUCACUUUGCAUGAUUCUGCUCUCACUGCUAUUUUUCAUAUUUUUCUAAUUCUCUCUGCCCUAAUGAUAGAAAUAUUAAGGAUACUUAACACUGAAAACUGCUUCUUUUUUUUUUAAUUUUCAGAACUUUUCUAUUCAAAUGUGUGUCAUGAUUACCACGUCAACCUGUGUCAUGUUUUGCAUGAACUGUUUGGACUUCCACAAGGCAUUUUGACACUUGUAGUCCAUGCGUCCAUCAUUAGAUUCAGUGUCGGUAUUGAUGUUUUACUGCUCUACCUGUUUGUCAGUCUUAUGGAACAAAGCAAAUGUUACAUAGUGUACACAUUCAAACUUUGUGAAAUGUGCGUACCACUUAUGCCUCCACGUACACACAAAUAUCUAUACUGUCAGGUAAACUGGAUUUUAAACUGUACAUAGCAGUACCCCUAAGAACUAGUAAUAAUGGUUACAAACUGGAAAGACACAUACAGUAAAGACUAAAGGCUACAGGUUAAAUACUGGAAUUCACAAUUUGUAUAAAAAGGAAAAAGGGAAAGCAGCAGAAAGUGAUGAGAUGACAAUCUCUGUUGUAAUGUAAAUGGAUACAUAUGCAUAAUAUUGAUGAGUGUGUGUUUGAAUGUGUUCAUAGGUGAUCUUGUAUGUGUGUGAGGGAGAGUGUGUGUGCGUCUCCUUGCAUGUAUGAAUGUGUGUGCGUGUGCUUGUGUGCACAUAUGUGUAUACUGGCAUGCACCUUGCCAGAAUAUUUUAUGUACACAAAUGUAUCUUGUACAAAAAACUAUAUCAAAAUAUGAUAUAAGACCUAAGUAUAUGCUUGUAAAUUAGUCAUCAGUGAGUCAGGUCAAGUUUGCUUUGAGAGAAGGCUUCAAUGCUUGCCAGCAAAUCUGUAUCAGUCAGUUAAAGCUAUACAGUCUGUGUUGUCAUGCCUUUGUAAGAUAUUCCAUUUAAAUCUAUGAAAAAAAAAAAGACCUUCCAUAUGGUGAAAUGAUUUUUCUUGUCAUUGAAUUUUACUUGAGCCAUUAAAUAUUGAGUCCUCAAAGUAUGCUUGAUUCAUGAUUGUCCUUCACUUUACAUUGUUGUUUGAUUAGAUU